AUGGCUCCAUCAAUGUCAAAAACGAUCCAAUCAUCAAACCCACGCGACAGUAUUGUAGAUUUCGUAGUGCACAAAGGUCAUGGAGUGAAAGGCUUAGCUGAAUUGGGACUCAAGACUCUACCAAAUCAAUACAUUCAACCUCCACAAGAAAGGUUUGAAACAAGCUUUAAAGAUUUGCAAGAUGACUGCUCCAUCCUAGUUAUCGAUAUGUCCAACUCGGAUGAUGCAAAAGUAGCAAAAGCAGUGUGUGAUGCGGCACAGAAUUGGGGUUUCUUUCAAAUUGUGAACCAUGGAGUCCCGAUUCAAGUUCUUGAAGGUGUUAAAAAUGCAACUCACCAAUUCCAUGCGUUGCCGACGGAAGAAAAGCAUAAAUACUCAAAAGAACGAUCUCCUACCACUAACAUUUGUUUUGGUACAAGCUUUAGUCCCAAUGCUGAGAAAGCUCUCGAGUGGAAGGAUUAUCUUAGUCUUUUCUUUGUCUCGGAAGAAGAAUCCGCUUCACUUUGGCCUCCCAUUUGCAGCAAUCAAGCUUUGGAAUACAUGAAGAGUUCUGAAAUUGUUGUUAAGAAGUUGUUGGAGAUACUUAUGAAUGGACUGAAUGUCAAAGAGAUAGACAAGACCAAAGAAUCGGCUCUAAUGGGGUCAAAGAUGAUUAAUCUUAACUACUAUCCCAAAUGUCCUAACCCUGAGCUCACCGUGGGUGUGGGGCGUCAUUCAGAUGUGUCCACACUAACUAUACUUGUCCAAGAUGAAAUCGGAGGGCUUUAUGUAAGAAACACCGAAACAAUGGAAUGGAUACACGUCCCUCCGGUUCCUGGAUCGUUGGUUAUCAAUGUUGGAGACGCACUUCAAAUCAUGAGUAAUGGAAGAUACAAAAGCGUUGAACAUCGUGUGAGUGCUAACGGAAGCAAUAACAGGAUUUCUGUCCCGAUAUUUGUCAACCCAAGUCAUCGUGACGUUAUAGGACCUCUGCCAGAAGUGAUCCAAAGUGGAGAAAAACCGUUGUAUAAACAUAUCCGUUACACGGAUUAUGUGAGGCAUUUCUUUGGAAAAGCACAUGAUGGAAAGGCCACAAUUGACUUCGCAAAAGUGUAA
Messenger RNA from Erigeron canadensis, 1095 nucleotides. RefSeq names its product feruloyl CoA ortho-hydroxylase F6H1-3-like. The transcript has 2 exons. The record is from RefSeq and is a predicted model, not a curated record. Lineage: Eukaryota; Viridiplantae; Streptophyta; Magnoliopsida; Asterales; Asteraceae. The coding region runs from base 1 to 1095 and encodes 364 amino acids.